AUAAACCUAGACCUUAUCUCAUUAUCUCAUCGCAUCUGUUACGGUCUUUUGCUCCAACCGCGGGUCCCCAUUCUCAUUCUCUCGUCUAUUUCAAUAUGGUCGCCACACCGCACGCCAAUAACUGACGGCCCUCAACCUCGCUUUUACACAGAUCGCCCUCCAUUCACAGUCUCGCUUCUACACAGACGGUCCUCAAGCUCUCGGCCCGCUUCUCACAGGAUUUUUGAUAACAUUGUUUGAAGAUUUCCAAGUCGGAAACUACAAUAUUUCAGAGGAGAAAGAGACUGGAGCUUUCAAAUCCAAAUCUUGUAUCAUCUGAGUUCAGCUGGCAUAAUUUGAGGUGCCAGCAGCCACAAAAUUUGGCAUGGGAUUAGCUGACAGGGCAGUUGGAUUUUUGUUAUCAUUCAUCAGUUUAUCUAUCUUUACUUAUUAUACUUUCUGGGUCAUUAUCCUGCCAUUUGUAGAUAGUGAUCACUUCAUCCACCAGUAUUUCCCGCCACUAGAAUAUGCCAUACUGAUACCUGUAUUUGCCGGUGUCACGCUUCUGUUCUUUCUAUGCGUUUUUAUUGGAAUGGUGAUCCUUAAAUCCAAAAAGAAGAAGCCAUAAUGCUAAUUCUCGUCAUUAUCAUGUAUUCUACUACAUUCUAGAAUUCCAAACCUUUUUUUUCACUUAAUAUGAUUUUGAUAGCGAGUGCAGUUGUCAGUAUGAGUUGCUUUCUAACAUUUCUAAUGAUUUGCUACUUUAGAUUUGAAGCCUGAAGUUUCAUAGAUGCAAUUGACAGUGUUUUUUUAUUAUUUUAUGACAAUAAUAUAAACUUUCCAACU
This is a messenger RNA of Hevea brasiliensis (rubber tree), 825 nucleotides long. RefSeq names its product dolichol-phosphate mannose synthase subunit 2. Gene Ontology annotation, biological process: GPI anchor biosynthetic process. The coding region runs from base 365 to 607 and encodes 80 amino acids. The transcript has 4 exons. Gene Ontology annotation, molecular function: enzyme regulator activity. NCBI's taxonomy places the organism in Eukaryota, Viridiplantae, Streptophyta, Magnoliopsida, Malpighiales, Euphorbiaceae. The record is from RefSeq and is a predicted model, not a curated record. Gene Ontology annotation, cellular component: endoplasmic reticulum membrane; dolichol-phosphate-mannose synthase complex.